Prorocentrum cordatum is the source of this 465-nucleotide messenger RNA. The record is from the annotation of a GenBank genome assembly. Lineage: Eukaryota; Dinophyceae; Prorocentrales; Prorocentraceae.
AUGCACAAUUUCCGUAGCGGCCGCCGCAAAAUUACCCACACAGGGACAAGCGUAUCACAGCGGCAGGUCGAUGAUGGAUUGGUUGAUUUUCGAUUACCUUCGCGUUUGCCUUCGCAUUUGCCUUCGCACUUGUUGGAAUUAUGCACGGACUCUUCACUGAAAAUGGUCAGCGAUCACACAGCUGUGCGCCUGAAAGUGCGCAUUUCUGACAUGCCAGUACAGAGGAAUCACACAUCCAUGAAAACUGCGGCUGGCAAGUGGUCUCGUGUGUGCGAGGAAGCAUACGCAAGCACAUUCGAAAACGGUGCGAGCAAUGUCCGCGUGUCUCCCGACCCCGAGGCGUGUCAGCAAAUCGAAAUUUCAAUGGUCGAGUCCGCUGUGGUUUCCCAGACCAAUUGCGGUCAUUAUUUGAUUGUGCAAGCAUCUCGCGACAUUGUUAUACGCCAGAUUACACCCAAUUCUUGA